Molecule: messenger RNA, 3160 nt
Organism: Stegastes partitus (bicolor damselfish)
Lineage: Eukaryota; Metazoa; Chordata; Actinopteri; Pomacentridae
Gene: prr5a
Product: proline rich 5a (renal)
Exons: 11
Coding region: 287-1672 (461 amino acids)
Biological process (GO): TORC2 signaling
Cellular component (GO): TORC2 complex
Source: RefSeq, a predicted model, not a curated record
UCUCGUCAAAACAAAGCGGGGGCGAGCCAGAGAGAGAGAGAGAGAGAGAGAAAGAAGGAGAGCGAGAGAGAGAGAGGCGGUUCAUGCCUCAUGAAUGAGUCCCCCUCCACCGCACCGCAGGUCGGACCCUUUAUCCGCCUGCACCCCGAUGCCCGUGAGGGUGCGCAGACCGGCGGGGAGCAGUAGCAGAUCCAGCCGCCGAUGAGCCCGGACAGAGAACACUUCCCCCCUCGGCACUACAUGACCGUUUCAUCCCAUCAGGAGCAACACGACAGGAUCAGGAACGAUGCUUGACGGACUCCGGCGGAGGCACGCCUCCCGGCCCUCCCCCCGUCCCCUGUCACUCAACUUCAGCACCUUCUCGGCCCCUCCCCCGAGUCCAGACAUGGACAGCAGCAGCGAGCAUCCAAUCAGGAGGACUCUGCACCGGCUGAAGCUGAUGAGCUCUCCCAGCCUCAGCGAGCUGGGGAAGAGUGAGAAAAGUUCGCCGGAAGACAGAGGGGAGAAGCAGAAGAGGGCCGGAGCCAACGCCACCUGGAACAGCAUCCACAAUGCUGUCAUAGCAGUCUUCCAGAAGAAGGGCUUGGCUGAUAAUGAACUUUACGUCCUUAAUGAAGGUGUCCGACAUCUGUUGAAGACCGAGCUGGGUUCCUUCUUCACAGAAUAUCUUCAGAACCAGCUGCUGACAAAAGGCAUGGUCAUCCUACGGGACAAAAUAAGAUUCUACGAAGGUCAGAAGUUACUCGACUCUCUGGCAGAGACCUGGGACUUCUUCUUCUGUGAUGUCCUCUCGAUGCUGCAGGCCAUCUUUCACCCGGUUCAGGGUAAGGAGCCUUCUGUCCGACAGCUCGCCCUGCUUCACUUCAGGAACACCAUAGUCCUGAGUGUCAAGUUAGAGGACGCCCUGUCUCGACCGCGGGCUCGCGUGCCUCCCUCUGUUACACAGAUGCUGCUCAUUCUACAGGGCGUCCAUGAGUCGCGUGGUGUGAACGAGGAGUACCUGAGGUUAGAGUCUCUGGUCCAGAAGGUGGUCUCGCCCUACCUGGGCACCCACGGACUUUACUCCGAAGACGAUGAUGAAGCACAUUGUUGUGUUCUAGAGAAGCGUCUACCGUGGGGCUGGCCCAAGUCAGCGGCGGAUCAAUCGUCUAAAAACCCUGUGGUACGAUCGAAAAGCUACAACAUUCCUCUGCUGCUGACCCCGGUGGCUGAGUAUGACCCAGAUGCCAGCUCGGUUGGCAGCGGAGGAAUCCGGCGCCACUCGGCCUGCGAGAUCAUAACAUGCCUGGAGGAACAAGGACUGGCCUUCGCUGACCGGGCCCCGGGCUCUGAGCUGUCUGCCUCCUCCUCCAACAGGCUGUGUGUGGGCUCCCAGUUCAACGGUCUCGUUCAAGCAGGAGCCGGCGCCCUGGACUUGCCUCUUUCGUCUCCCUCCAUCCUUCCCCUUCAUUCCUCAGGAGCUCUCCACGGCACCGAGGCCACAACAACAAUGACUGAUCUCAGUAAGGGUGCAUCCUCCACGCCACCCAGUGAAUCAUCCAGCCCUGAAACCAUAAUUGGACAAGUGCUAGAGUCUGCCGACUCAGACUCAGAUGGGAUAUUUAUCGAUUUCCCACCUCACUCCUCAGAGGCAAUGGGGCUUAGCCGCGAGAGCAGGCAGAGCACUGUGUAACUGUCGCUGCCUUUAGGGACGCACCCCGAGUGUGUGCAGGAAUAUUUUGGGAGAAAAUGGGAAGAAGUCUUAUAACUACAUUUCAUUAAGAUGGGUACCAUCUUCCUCUUUUUUUUUUUUUCUUUCAAACUGUAGUACGAUGAGUUUCCAUGACGAGUCUCUUCCAAGUGCUUUCACUGGUGGGUGAAAACCUUUUAAUUGUUAAGGAGCGAAGACAAACACGCAUAUCAGACAAGACACAAAGUGGUACUGUUAUCAAAGGACUGAAGAUCUUUAAGGAUGCGUCUGAUGGUAUCUUAUGUUUUUCUUAUUGUCAACAAAUCCCUUGGAAAGGCUAAAAUCAACAAUGAAUUGAUCCAGUAAACAAGUAUUGCCUCUUUGGUCAGAGGCUGGUUUAUCUUAUUCCUUUGUGAGCUUUAUUUUGGUGAGCCAAAUAGUUGCAUGGUCGUGGUGCCUUUUUGUUAGACGUUGGACUGUAAAUAGUCGAUGGAGCAUCCAAUAAAUGUAAUUAAUCCACGGCAGAAGAUAGUCAGUGACACAGUAUUGCUGCAACUGUGCAAAGAUGCACAAACCUGCAACAAAAAUUAAAUUUAAAGCAGUUUUAGGGAAAUAUUUGCCCUAUCUAAGAAUAAAACUCAAAACAACAUUCAGUAGGAAUGAAUGCUUUUAACGGUGAGAUCCUGGGAAGCUGCAAAAGUAUCAAGAGACAGGACGAGUUUUAUUUAUUUAAUGGGAUUUGUGACAAUAAGAAAAAUACUAAAAACAGAGAAUAUUGUUCGUCUUAUUCUUCAACCCACUGAGGAGCAACUAAAGUUAAAUUACAAGGUUUUCACACAACAGGAGAUUUUCUUACCUCUGCUGAGGAGACGACCAUCAGAGCCGUCGUUCACGUGGGAAAAAAAAAAGACUAAAACUUUACGUCCCGUUUUGGAAUUUCACGGAUUUGUUUUGUAUAUGUGUAAUCUGAAAGACCGGUUUUAUAUCUUCUGUCUGCGCUCUGUCGUGUGCUGCUUGGUAGUAAUGAGGUCUUCUGCGCUCACGUGUCACCAGCGCUCAUAGAGUCUAAUGCAAAAUCCUUAGAGCAAACAUCGGUGUGACAGCAUUUUGCUUUUCCGUAUUAGCUUCGGAGUUUGAGGAACAUGACAGUGCUUAUUGUUUACAUUUGACAAAGACAUGAGAAGUUUUUGACUGAAUGUUGUCUCACACACUGUAUUUUGCACCACCACUACCUUGUAAAUAAAAGUGCUUUGUUGGUUUUUUUUUUAUUUUUUUUAGGACAGCUAGAUAGUGUAAAGUGAGCAUUCACCUUGAAAUGAAUUCAGAUUUUAAUAAGGGCUUUUUAACUGAAUCUUUUUCAAUGAUGUUUUACCUCAAGCGUUUUGUACUUUACUUUUUUGACAAUCUAUGAUGUCUACGGAGUUGUACUUUGUAUUAAUUUGUUAUACUAGCCCAGUAAAAAAAAUAAAUGCAUUUGAUUAAUAUUUAAAA